CUUUCGCUCAUCUCUGUACUGAACUCACUCAAUCAGUAGCUUAAUAUGCAGCCGUUACUCACUUGGCUGGAACACAGAGAAAAGUGACUGAAAGGGGGAUUCGCUGCCACAUAUAAUAAGGAGAAUAUUUCUUCGUUUUGCGUGAACAGAAUUGAUUAUCAACAAUGAAAGUAGCGUAAUGGGAUUUGUCUGUCUUGAAGGAUAUUCUAAGUAGACGUUCAGAAGGAAUCCUGUUCAGAUUCCUCUGUGGUCGAACCUUAACGUUUGGUUUUACUGUACAUUGGGCGUUUUUCUUUAAGCAUAGGGUAACCUACCUGUACGUUCAAUGUAGGCUAUCUUCAUUUACCUCUUUAGUUGUAGUGGGUCAAGGGUGACUAUACGGACGUAUCGGUAAAGUGGGGACAGUCCAAGGCUUUUUCAAAAAAUGUAAUGCAUUCCUUGUCCUCUUAAAGGAGGGCACCAAAGCAUCUCAAUCGAGUGAAGCUGAUCUACGCGGCGUUUGUGGAUUUAUUUUUCAGCAAGACUGGACGUAUAUCAAUGGACAUAUAUUUACUCUUUUGGACAAAAUGAGUGCCUGUUUAAUUAAAUCAACCACAUGAGCGACGUUCGUUUAAAUUAGGGUCGUGCUCACUGGGGUAUAGGAGACGCUGGAAAUUCUCCGUGUAGGGGACGGCUUUUAUUCAUAUUCUCUGAGAUUGUAGCUGCUGUCUCCGCAGAUAUGGAAAACGAGGUUUUUACGCCUCUGUUGGAGCAAUUUAUGCUCACGCCGCUGGUGUCCUGGGUCAAGACUGUCGGACAGCAGUCUGUCCAUGAUGGCAGCAAACUAUCGGAAUACGUUGAAUUAGUGGACGGGAUCUAUUUAAACCAAAUCAUGUUAGAGAUAAACCCGAAAGCCACAGUUCAGAGGACCAACAAGAAGGUGAACAAUGACUCUACUCUGCGCAUACAGAACCUCUCCAUCCUGAUCAAGCAGAUCAAGUCCUACUACCAGGAGAGCCUCCAGCAGCUGGUGAUGAUGCCUCUGCCCAACGUGCUGGUUCUGGGUAGGAACCCUCUCAGUGAGCAAGGUCUGGAGGAGAUGAGGAAACUGCUGCUACUGCUGCUCGGCUGUGCUGUUCAGUGUGAGAAGAAGGAAGAGUACAUUGAGCGGAUCCAGAGCCUGGACUUUGACACUAAGGCUGCCAUAGCAGCUCACAUCCAGGAGGUGACCCACAACCAGGAGAAUGUGGUGGACCUGCAGUGGCUGGAGGGAGGAGAGCUCGCCCCCGAGGAUCUGGACACGCUGUCCAGGAGCCUGGCCUUCCACCUCAAACGCCUGGUGGACGAGAGGGACGACCAGCUGGAGACCAUCGUGGAGCUGACCCAGGAGAGGGACUGUGGCCAGUUCUCUCCCCUGGCGCCCUACGCCCAGUCCCCCAACGACUCGCCCAGCAUGCGGCGCACUGAGAGUCGCCAGCACCUGUCCGUGGAGCUGGCGGACGCCAAGGCCAAGAUCAGACGCCUGCGGCAGGAGCUGGAGGAGAAGAGUGAGCAGCUGCUUGACUGCAGACAGGAACUGGAGCACAUGGAGACAGAACUCAAAAGGAUUCAACACGAGAGCCAGCAGCUGCUGUCGGACGCGCGGUCAGCGCGGGCCUACCGUGACGAGCUGGACGCGCUGAGAGAGAAGGCCGUCCGCGUGGACAAGCUGGAGAGCGAGGUGGGCCGGUACAAAGAGCGGCUCCAUGACAUUGAGUUCUACAAGGCCAGAGUAGAGGAACUGAAGGAGGACAACCAGGUUCUUCUGGAGACCAAGUCCAUGUUGGAGGACCAGCUGGAAGACACCAGAUCCCGCUCCGACAAGCUCCACGAACUGGAGAAGGAGAGCCUGCAGCUCAAGUCCAAGAUCCACGAUAUGGAAAUGGAGCGGGACAUGGACAGGAAGCGAAUGGACGAGUUGAUGGAGGAGAACCUGGUUCUGGAGAUGGCCCAGAAGCAGAGCAUGGACGAGUCCCUCCACCUGGGCUGGGAGCUGGAGCAGCUGUCCAAGACCCCCGACGUCACCGAGGUCCCCCAGAAGUCCUUGGGCCAAGAGGUGAACGAGCUGACCUCCAGCCGGCUGCUCAAACUGGAGAAGGAGAACCAGACGCUGCUGAAAACCGUCGAGCAGCUGAGGGGCGUGGCUGACAGCACCGGAGAAAAGCCCUCACGCCUGCUGAAAGCCAAUCAGGAGAACCAGAGGCUUACCCACAAGCUGGAGCAGUUGGAGCUGGAGCUGACUUCUGACAGGGAGAGCGUCCGCAGCGCAGAGGGCCUCAGCACGGAGCUGAUGAAGGAGAAGGCCCUGCUGGAGAAGACCCUGGACACUCUGAGGGAGAACUCCGAACGACAGGUAACAGGUCUGGAGCAGGAGAACGAGCACCUCACCCAGACCAUCUCGUCGCUACGUCAGCGGUGCCAGGUAGGCACGGAGGCCCGGGUCAAAGACGUGGAGAAGGAGAACCGGGUUCUCCACGAGUCCAUCCGGGAGACCAGCUCCAAGCUCAACAAGAUGGAGUUUGAGAGGAAGCAGCUGCGCAAGGACCUGGAGCUGUGCAAGGAGAAGGGGGAGAGGGCCGAGGAGCUGGAGCUGCAGGUGCAGAGGCUGGAGAGGGACAACGAGAGCCUGCAGAAGAGAGUGGCCAGCCUGGGCAUCACCUGUGAGAAGGUGUCUGCCCUGGAGAAGGAGAACAGCGAGCUGGAGGCGGAGACGCGGCGUCUGAAGAAGAAGGUGGACGGCCUGAGGAACACGUCCUUCCAGCUGGAGGCCCUGGAGAAGGAGAACGCCCAGCUGGAUGAGGAGAACCUGGAGCUGCGGCGGGCGGCGGAGAACCUGCGCUCGGCGGGGGCCAAGGCUGCCCAGCUGGAGAUGGAGAACAGGGAGCUGGAGAGUGAGAGGAGCCAGCUGAAACGCAGCAUGGAGCUGCUCAAGGCCUCCUCCAAGAAGACUGAGAGGCUGGAGGUGAGCUACCAGGGCCUGGACACGGAGAACCAGCGUCUGCAGAAGGCCCUGGAGAACAGUAGCCGGAAGAUCUCCCAGCUGGAGGCCGAGCUGCAGGACGUGGAGGCGGAGAACCAGAGCCUGCAACGCAGCCUGGAGGAGCUGAAGAUCUCCAGCAAGCGCCUGGAGCAGUUGGAGCAGGAGAACAAAACUCUGGAGCAGGAGAGCUCUCAGCUGGAGAAGGACAAGAAGCAGUUGGAGAAGGAGAACAAGCGUCUGCGUCAGCAGGCCGAGAUCAGGGACUCUAAGCUGGACGACAGCAACCAGCGCCUCUCCCAGCUGGAGAAGGAGAACCGCACACUGGGCAAGGAGAUGAUCUUCUUCAAGGAUUCCUGCACUCGUGUCAAAGACUUGGAGAAGGAGAAUAAGGAGCUGGUGAAACUCACGUCCAUCGACAAGAAGACCCUAGGCACACUCAGAGAGGAACUGGUGAGUGAGAAGCUGAAGACUCAGCAGAUGAAUAAUGAUUUGGAGAAGCUGACUCACGAGCUGGAGAAGAUCGGCCUGAACAAGGAGGGACUGCUGCAGGACGAGCAGAGCUCAGACAGAUACAAGCUGCUUGAGUCUAAGCUGGAGUCUUCUCUGAAGUCCUCCCUGGAGAUGAAGGAGGAGAAGAUCGCUGCCCUGGAGGCAAGGCUGCAGGAGUCGUCCAACCUCAACCAGCAGCUACGCCAAGAACUCAAAACAGUGAAGAAGAACUACGAGGCGCUGCGCCAGAGAGAGGAGGAGGAGAGGAUGGUGCAGAGCUCGCCCCCUAGAGGAGAGGAGGACUUUCAGCCCAGCAGGUGGGAGAAGGAGAGUCACGAGGCCACGCGAGAGCUGCUAAAGGUCAAGGAUCGCCUCAUCGAGGUGGAGAGGAACAAUGCCACCCUCCAGGCUGAGAAGCAAGCACUGCGUAGCCAGCUGAAGCAGCUGGAGACCCAGAGCAGUAACCUGCAGGCCCAGAUCCUGGCCCUCCAGAGGCAGACUGCCACCCUGCAGGAGAACAACACCACGCUGCAGACCCAGAACGCCAAGAUCCAGGUUGAGACCUCCACUCUCAACUCCCAGAGCGCCGCCCUGAUGGCCCAGAAUGCACAGCUGCAGAGCCAGCAGAUGAGCACGGAGAGCGAGAAGGAGGGGGCGGUGCGUGAGAAGGAGGACCUGAGGUCCACCUAUGAGCUGCUGCUGCGGGACCACGAGAAGCUGGCCGCCCUCCACGAGAGGCAGGCGUCCGAGUACGAGGCCCUGAUAGGCAAGCACGGCGGGCUGAAGAGCGCCCACAAGAGCCUGGAGAUGCAACACAGAGACCUGGAGGACAGGUACAACCAGCUGCUGAAGCAGAAGGCUCAGCUGGAGGAGCUGGAGAAGGUUCUGAAGACGGAACAAGAGAAGAUGCUCUCUGAGAACAAGAAUCACGAGGUCACGGCCGCAGAGUACAGCAAGCUGAAAGAGGAGAACGAGAAGUUGAACGCGGCUCACCGUCAGCUGGUGAAGGACAACGACAGCCUCCAGGCCGACCACAAGAGCCUGAAGACCCAGAUGAACAACGCCACGCUAGAACAGACCAGGAUGGAGGCUGAGUUCUCCAAGCUGAAAGAACAGUACCAGCAGCUAGACAUCACCUUUACCAAGCUCACCAACCAGUGUGAGCUGCUGAGUCAGGUGAAAGGGAACCUGGAGGAGGAGAACCGACACCUACUGGACCAGAUCCAGACGCUGAUGCUGCAGAACCGGACCCUGCUGGAACAGACCAUGGAGAGCAAGGACCUGUUCCACGUGGAGCAGAGACAGUACAUAGACAAGCUGAACGAGCUGAGGAGACAGAAGGAGAAAUUGGAGGAGAAGAUCAUGGACCAGUACAAGUUCUACGACCCCUCUCCACCACGCAGACGCGGGAACUGGAUCACCCUGAAGAUGAGGAAGCUGAUCAAGCCUAAGAGCCGUGAGAGGAUGCGCUCGCUGACCCUGACGCCGUCGCGCUCAGAGUCCAGUGAGGGCUUCCUGGGGCUGCCCCUGGACAGCCAGGACAGCUCCUCCGUGGGCUCCGGGUCCAACUCUCUGGACGACACUCUCACACAGAAGAGGAGCAGCAGGAGGAGAGGGCAGUCCUCCCAUGUGCAGGUGCAGGGUUCGACCAAUGCUCUCAAAAGGUUGCCCUUUAUGAGGAACCGGUCCAAGGACAAAGACAAAGCGAAGGCCAUCUACAGACGGUCCAUGUCCAUGAAUGACCUGCUCCAGACCAUGGCCCUGGCAGGGCCCGGCACGGGGGGCCAGUGGGUCAACAGCUCGGACAACCUGGACGGCCCAGAGGACGUGGAGGGGGGUGGCAGCGGCGGGCAGCGGAUGAAGGAGCUGGGCUCCAUGGCUUAUUCCACCAACGCCAUCGACUACGCCACCCUCAGUCUGCCUGCCGGACAUCGGGGCAGACAAAAGCUCAGGGUCAAAGACAACGCAUCCUGCGAGGACGUGCCUGCGUCCUCAGAGGAGCCCAGCGGGGUCAGGGGUCAAGCCUCCAGACCCUCCAGCCUCCAUAGCAACAAGACCACGCGUAGUAAUAGUAAUAAUAACUCCCACCUCCCUUCUCCACUCGAGGGCAAAGGCACGUUGAACGGCAGCCUGAGCAGGCCGCACAGUGAGAGCAGCGGGGAGUUCAGUCUGAGCCUGGACGCUGAGGUGUGGUCAAGCAGCGGCAGCAGCCCCGUCCAGCAGCCCCUGUCCCGCUCCUCCCACCAGAGCCCCCUGCAGCUCCGCAAAGCCCUGGAGACCCCCACCCCCUCCACCACACCUGGACCAGGCACCUCCGGCCGGGCCAGGAAGAAGUCUGGCUCCCCGGGCAGCGAGGUGGUCACCCUGCAGCAGUUCCUGGAGGAGAGCAUUGAUCCUGACGAGUCUGGCAGCCAGGAGAACCUGACCGUAGACUCGCCCCGCCUCUCCGGAGGCACAGAGCACGUGCAGAAGGACCGAAACUCCGCCUCCACCAAGGGGCGGGGCAUCCUGCGCUCAGCCAGUGGGAGGGCAGCACCGGUGAACUCGGACUCCCGUCCGCCCAGAUCCGGCCAACCGGGUCGUCCGACCCUGAGGAAGGCGGAGAGCACGCGCGUGAAGGGCUCGGUCCUGCCGCGGCAAAGCCUGUCGUCCCAGGGCAAGGCCACGUCGGUGUGUGAGCGUCUGGACUCCGCCUCCUCCUCGUCCACGCUGCCUCGCGCGAGCAGCGUCAUCUCCACAGCCGAGGGCACGACGCGCCGGACCAGCAUCCACGACCUCCUGUCCAAAGACAACCGCCAGCCCGUCUCUGUCGACCCCAUACCCUCAUCAUCCUCCUCCUCCAAGGCCGUGCCCCGCGCCACACCCAGUGAGUACCUCCCUUCCUCCACCACCCUCUUCCCCUCCCAGCUGACGCGGCCUAGCCCCCCAGUGCCCCUGCCCAAGUCCAUCAGCCUGCCCUGCCGCACGGAGGAGGCGGACUUCUCCAGCCUGGAGUCCUUCUUCGGCUCCUCCUUCACGGUAGAGUCGGUCUUCAUGGACUCCAUCUUCAGCGAGCCCGCCUUCUCCGGGAGCGCGGGCAAGAACCUCCCCUUCCUGUCCCUCAACCCCUCCCUCGUCAGCAACAUCAGUGGCCCCCCCGGCAAAUCCCACCCCCGCCCCUCCCUUGCCCAAACCUCCCUCAACCAAUCAAGUGGUCAGAAUGGGCUGAAGCCCAGCCCAUCUGAUCAGGGAGAGAAUCAAGAGGGUUUAGAUUGUAAUCAUGUGAUUGAUGCUGACCAAUCCCCUUCACCUAGCCCAGAGGACAACCAAUCACUGUGGUAUGAGUAUGGGUGUGUGUGAAUGUUGGAAGGGUAACCUGAUCAGUGAUGUGGAUAAGGACCAGUGACUGGGCUAUGAAGGGGGAAAUGAAAUUCUUUUGUUUUUGCAUGUCUGAUGAAAACCCUAUCAUUCAUACUUGCGAUCUUUUCUGUUGGAUGUUUUCAUAUGGCUGAUUAUUUGUGAUAAUCACUGUUUCUCUCACCCCUGGUGUAGUCUCUCCCUUCUCUGUGUGAUGGUGAAGGGCUCUAUGGAAGUCUCCCCACCAAGGUUCAUGUCAUUCACACAAUCUCUGUUGGCUUGCUAACACUAAGACUAUUAUCUGCAUUAGCAAUGUCAAAGACAGUGUUCAUGGUUUUAGAAUGAAUUCUACCCACCACCAAAUUAUUUGAAAAAAUGUAUUGCAGACCUAAGCCAAAGAGCUAAAAAUACAUGGUAAUUUUAGAUGUUGACACGACUCAGUUCAUCUCAAAUAUAUCAAGUCAGAUGUAACAGUCAUGUUAGUAGAGUUAAAUAGAGAAAGGAGGCUUGUAGAACAAGUCCCAAGGUCUGUCUGGGAAACUGCCAAUUAAAAGCCAAUCACAUUUCUGGAGCCUGAUUUAUGUAAUGUAUCCCUUUAGAGAAAAUUGCUACUAUCUUUAACAGGAAACCAGUUUCCUUGUCUAUUUAUGUCGCACAGAUAAUAGAUCCAGUCUCCCCUAACCUCUUGGUGUUUGUACGUGGGAAACUUUUCAAAUGUUCUGUUGUAUCUCAUCCUUCCCUUCUUCACACCAACCUAGUUCUAUAUUCACUGAGAUGCAUGGCUUUUGUUCUUUGUUCCUGGUGUGUGGCCUCUGAACUGCCCAUUUUGAUUGUUUUCAAAUCAAAAUGUUACUGUUUUUAUUUUGGUUUUGGUGGCGUUUUGUAAGUCUGUGCACUAAGGCACGGUGUUUUAUUCUUAUUUUUUUAUAUUUUUUUGUACAUUCUUCAGCGUGCGUCGAUUUGUUUGUUCAUGUGAAUAGGCGGUUCUUGGUUAAAGAAAGGGGCUUCAUUCACAGAAUGAUCAGAUGGGGGAAGUUCAGUUGGGAAAGAGGAAUCUAACUCGAGUUGGAUGUAGUUUUUUAUUACACGGCUGUUCUUAACGCUAUAGACAGCUCCAUUCACUUGAAUGGGGCUUCCCAACAUUCUUUUAUAUUUGCCGGUGUUUAUCACCUGCUGAAUGCUCUCUCAACUAGCUAGGUUGAAGAUAUUUAUUUAUUUUGUGGAUGAAGGCUCUUUCUUUCCAGGGGUGGAUAUUUUGAUCAAGACUUGUGGGUGUACACAUCCAUUCACUACAAAUUCUAAUUUCACGACAGCUAAUCAUUGAGUGAUUAGAUCUUGUACAUACCAUCAUACACACCAUAUUAAAUUAUAUUCCAGGACAGAAUGCACCGCUUCAUGCACUAGCAGUAGAAGGAGGGGCAAAGUCAUGGCUUUUAGUCUAUAGGUCCUUAUUUAUUCCUGCUUUUUCACUUUUAUAUUUAAUCGUUUGAAGUAUUGUUUUGCUGGUGUUUAUCUUGUUGUGUGUUUGUGACCAGUACAGCCUAACCUCUCUGCCCGUGUCCAGGUGUAUUGUGAUGACCUUGCCUUUGUUCUGCAGAUGUGGAAGGGUUACAGGAGCGCAGAAAGUCUAAAAGCAGAAUGGGGGAGCAGCAAAGCUCCUAAACGUUUCUCAGCGUCGCCCACUGUUCUG
Hypomesus transpacificus is the source of this 8513-nucleotide messenger RNA. RefSeq names its product coiled-coil domain containing 88Ab (gene ccdc88ab). Gene Ontology annotation, biological process: cytoplasmic microtubule organization; cytoskeleton-dependent intracellular transport. The record is from RefSeq and is a predicted model, not a curated record. NCBI's taxonomy places the organism in Eukaryota, Metazoa, Chordata, Actinopteri, Osmeriformes, Osmeridae. Bases 719 to 6826 code for a protein of 2035 amino acids. The transcript has 35 exons. Gene Ontology annotation, cellular component: cytoplasm; centrosome. Gene Ontology annotation, molecular function: dynein light intermediate chain binding; microtubule binding.